Molecule: messenger RNA, 893 nt
Organism: Electrophorus electricus (electric eel)
Lineage: Eukaryota; Metazoa; Chordata; Actinopteri; Gymnotiformes; Gymnotidae
Product: LYR motif-containing protein 5A
Biological process (GO): respiratory electron transport chain
Cellular component (GO): mitochondrion
Source: RefSeq, a predicted model, not a curated record
UCUUGGUUUUCUUUUAAUUUCUGUAAAAGAUUAAUUAAUAACUAGGGGGGAGGAAAGAAAUGACCAACCCACUGAGGGGAGAAGUUAUCAGAUUGUACAAGAAUCUUCUCUAUCUUGGAAGAGAUUACCCAAAAGGCACUGUAUACUUCAGGGAGCGCUUAAAAACAGCUUUUAUGAAGAACAGAGAUGUCACCGACCCUGAGAAGAUCCGAAAGCUUGUUGAUCGAGGGGAGUUUGUAAUUAAGGAACUCGAGGCCCUGUAUUUCCUUAGGAAAUACAGAGCGAUGAAGAAACGAUAUUAUGACCCCGAACACUAAUGCCUCUGCUUCUCAUACAAAGAAUGGGACAAAAACACAAACUCUCAUUAAUAAACUUUAUUUAGACAUCAGUAGCAUUUGAAGAUCAAAAGGCUGUUGGCGUAAAGGAUGGUGUUUAUCUCAUAAAAAAAUCUACUACUUAUAAUAGAUACAAUCCUUGGUAAAACAAGGGUCACAACAUACAAAUUAUCCAUAUAAUUUGUUUAGGGUGGCAUCAUUUAUGUACAUUGCAUGUCAUUGUAAAAUUGUCAUUCUACCCAAGUGAAAACUACCAUUUCUUGUAAAUAACUGCCCUAUAUUUAUGAUGGUGGAACACAGCAAUUACAGAAAUGUGUUUUUAAGAAGAUAGCUUUCCUGGUUUCAUGUGUAUUUUAAGGUACUCUAUCAGUUAAAAUGCUGAAAGGUGAAAAAGUGAUGGUUUAUUGUACAAAUAUAAGAUGUCUUCACUGUAAAAACAAAACAAGUGUCCUAUGUUAGGGUUCUACGGGACUGAUAUUUUGUGAUGUCUAACUCAACAUCACAAAAUGCAAUGUUGGUGUUACCAGAUUUCUUCUCAUACUUCCCAACCAGGUCAAA